AUGCCGCCGACCGUGAUACGGAUGCCGGCGGGAGCGGGCGGGGGCCAGGUCGGGCGGGGCGGUCACCUGAACGAGCAGCAGAACAGCGGCAUCCGGAUCGGGUGCUGCCGGGUGUGCACGUGCAUCAAUCUGCAGUUCUUCCUCACCAAGAACGGCAUCCUGAAGUGCUUCGAGCUCGUGCUCGGCUGGUUCUGCCAGACGAUGCUGAUCCAGUUCGGGCUCGACACGGCCAAGGACAUCGGCGAGGCGUUCCUCGGGUUCCUCACGACCUGCUCCGCCUUCCUGCUCACCACCACCAUCCUGCUGCUGUGCUACGCCGUCUCCGCGCGGACCUUCCAUCUCGUGCGCCAAUCGAUCUUCGAAGUCGUCUACAACGGGCUGGGCUGCGCGAUGUACCUCAGUGCGGCCUCGUACCUCGGCUUUGCCGUCAAUGUGUUCCUGUACCCCAAGUUCCUGAUCUUCAACAACACCGGCGGCAUUCACAGUGCCUACCCGGCGAUGACGGCAGUCUAUUACAUGGGCGGUAUCGUCGGUAUGGUCUACGGUGUGGACGCGUUCGUUGCCUACCGGCACCUGAAGGGAUACGCCUGA
Messenger RNA from Anopheles coustani, 591 nucleotides. It is a transcript of the gene sing, whose product is annotated as protein singles bar. The transcript has 3 exons. NCBI's taxonomy places the organism in Eukaryota, Metazoa, Arthropoda, Insecta, Diptera, Culicidae. Gene Ontology annotation, cellular component: membrane. Bases 1 to 591 code for a protein of 196 amino acids. The record is from RefSeq and is a predicted model, not a curated record.